UUUGACUGCUACUGGAAUGAUAACUUCCGGGACAAUGUUGAAAAAAAAACAAACAAAUAGGCCUGAAUUAAAUAGUAUUACAUACUUCCCAGAUUAAAAAGGAAAAGCUGCCAGAUUUCUAGUGAGACCAGUGUAACAGUCUCACAAGAUAAUGAGUGAUCAUGAUAACUAUCGCUCUCUUGUGCAAGCACCAAUGGAAUCACCAUUAAAUUCAGCUCACACCUUCAGCAGAAAUGCUGAUAUGUUUACAAAAAAUAAAAACUAUGAAGAAGCUAUUUCAAGCCUACGAAAGGCAGCUGAAUGCUUACUCCAGGCGAUGAGCAGUGUGAAAGAUUCUCCAACACUUAAAGAGUCUAUGGCUCUCCAGCAUAAAGCCUACUUGUUUCAGAUUGAUAGACUACAUGCAAAGAGUCAGUUACUUGAACUUAUGAACAAUAAAACUACAAAAACUAUUAGCAGGGCCACUCAGACAGAUUGUCUUAAUCAUAUUGAAGUAACAAAUGGAAUUUUACUAGAUGAGGAUUCAGUGUAUCAAAUUUUGAGAGAAAAUGAGGAUUUAAUGAAGCGAUGCCAUCUGAAAAAUUGUGAAAAACAGGAUAACAUUCAAAUAUCACUUUCUGAUGAUAAUAGCAAUAUUUCACACAAGGAUGAUAGUUUAUCAAAGCUCAAAUUAAAUCAGAGUUUAUUCAGCAGUGAUGCACCAAGCAAAGAUGAAAUUAUAAAAGUAAAUGAAAAACUCACUAAGGCUGUACAUAGCCUCUUGCAAGAGCUUGGUUCAACUAAAGCUGAGAAAAAGCAGAUGGAAGAAAAGCUAAGUGAUAGUCAGGAAAUGCUGAAGGCCGGCAGUAAUGUUUUACAAUUUUCAACUCUUGAUCGACCCCCUUUGGAAGUUUCUUAUCCUGAACUUGCUAACUUUUCAUGAACCCUGUAACACCAGAUUUAUAUUGUCAAAUUUGAUGUUGGAUUUAGAGUAACCUUCACAUUAUUUAAUACAAAUGUGAAGUUGAACUGAAAUUUUUUAAAAGACAAUUAUUUUUGUUUUUUAGAGUUGCUAACUCAGAUUUUGUAAUUUAUCAAGUAUAAUUUUUUACCAUUAUGAUUAUUAUUCAAAAGAAUAUUUUAAAAUCUUAUUUCUUCAAUCUUGGCCUCUUGAAGGAAAAAGUGAAUCAGACAAUAAAUCUCUUGAUAACUGUUGGAGGUAAAUGCAGUAUCUCGAGAGGCAAUUGUGAUUUUAUAAAUGUGACAUUUUCUUGGAUAACUUUAAAAAUUCUGGGGGGAAAAAAUUACAUUGAUAAUGCUGCACAAAAGACAUGUAGAAAAAUAGCAUGAGUGCAGGUUGUGAUUGUAGGAUUGAUGGAAAAAUCAAAUUUUCCCUUAGAAUAUCAAUUCAUUUUUUGUGGACGUAAUUAAGUGUGACUUAGAUGCAGUAAAAUGACUGAAAGUUUUAUUGAAUAAUUUUAAGAAAGAUAUUAACUAUUGAUUAAUCAGUAUGUAAAAACUUGCAGUGAUGUCAAAUAACUAUGGCAGAGAAUUGGCAGCCACAACAUUGCAUCAGAGUGUUACAUUUACAACUGAAUUUUCAUUAUCACAUUAUCAGGGGUGUUGAAUUAAUGACAACAUGAACUAAAGUACCUAUAAUAGGUAAGUUGUUGCUAUUAAAUACUCUUCUGUGGCAAUGCCAAUAAAUUAGCCAUAGAGUGAAAAGCUUUGUUUAGAAGUGACAUUUCUGAUAAAUGCAGUUUGUACAAGUUUAAAUGAUGUGUUGAAAAAAUAAAUAAAGUAACUUAUUUCAGUGUAUUGGUAUUAUUUAAAAUGUAUUG
Molecule: messenger RNA, 1820 nt
Organism: Physella acuta
Lineage: Eukaryota; Metazoa; Mollusca; Gastropoda; Physidae
Product: nuclear receptor-binding factor 2
Biological process (GO): autophagy
Source: RefSeq, a predicted model, not a curated record